This is a messenger RNA of Exophiala aquamarina CBS 119918, 942 nucleotides long. RefSeq names its product histidinol-phosphatase (PHP family). The record is from RefSeq and is a predicted model, not a curated record. Gene Ontology annotation, molecular function: histidinol-phosphatase activity. Gene Ontology annotation, cellular component: cytoplasm. NCBI's taxonomy places the organism in Eukaryota, Fungi, Ascomycota, Eurotiomycetes, Chaetothyriales, Herpotrichiellaceae. Bases 1 to 942 code for a protein of 313 amino acids. The transcript has a single exon. Gene Ontology annotation, biological process: L-histidine biosynthetic process.
AUGCCUUUCUCGCACCACAGCCACUCUGGUCAGUUCUGUGACGGCCAUGCCCGGGAUUCUCUGGAGGACAUCAUCCUCACCGCGAUAUCAAAGGAGAUGCAAGUUUUCGCUCUGACAGAACACAUGCCUCGUCAUGACGUGGACAGAUACCCCGAAGAGGAGGAGACGGGGGUUACGCUUGCAUCUUCUUUAAACAACGAAGCCUCGUACUUCAAAGAAGCCGUUCGUCUGCGCGAGAAACUCGGUGGUAGGAUCGGACUACCCAUUGGCUUCGAGAGUGACUGGAUUCGACCAGAGUCGCUCGAGCUCAUCGAUCGAAGCAUACGAACCUAUGCAUUUGACUUUUUUGUCGGGUCAGUCCACCAUGUACACACCAUCCCCAUAGACUACGACUACACGUUCUAUAAGCAAGCCCGCGAAAAAGCUGGCGGUACGGACGAGCAGCUUUUCCAGGACUAUUUCGACGCGCAGUUAGCGAUGUUGCAGGCGACCAAACCCCCGGUGGUGGGUCACUUUGAUCUCAUCCGCCUGAAAAGCGACGACCCCAACGCAAGCCUUAAGCAUCUCGGCGGUGUCUGGCAACGGAUAGAGCGAAACUUGGAAUGCAUUGCAUCGUAUGGAGCGGCCCUUGAACUCAAUUUCGCAAGUUUGCGCAAGGGUUUGAACGAACCUUAUCCUCAGGCCGACAUAUGUAGGGUUGCGGUAGAGAAGGGCGUCAGAUUCUGCCUAUCCGAUGAUAGCCACGGGAUGGACCAGGUGGCGCUGAAUUACAGUCACUGCCUCUCCUAUCUUCGAAGCGUGGGAAUAGGCUCUUUGACAGUCUUUGACCAUAGCGCAACCUCGGGCAAUCACCCUGACACUCGAUUUUCCACAUUGCGAUGUGACCAAAUCUCGCUUCUGGAACUCGAACAACAUAGAUUUUGGAAGACUGGAGACAACUAG